GGGAAGACCAUUUUCCCAUCCUAUUGAAGACUUAAUGCGUUUUUCUUGGUCCUGGAGUGACAUGAUCAUCUGUGUUCAGGGACCCCAUCCUUUGCUGGCAGAGGAGAAGUUCAGGAGACAGUCGCUCAGAGGCAUUGCAGUGGAUUUGUCCGAGCAGAUCAUGCAACCUCGCUCCGUUACGGUCUUCCAGGGAGAAUCUGCUCCUGCCUUCAUGGCACCUGCUCCUGAGAAUAACCUGCCUCGGAUGCGAGAUCCUGAAGAAGACCUGCUAUGCAUUGCAAAAACCUUCUCCUAUCUGCGAGAAUCUGGCUGGUAUUGGGGGUCUAUCACAGCCAGUGAGGCCAAGCAGCAUCUUCAGAAGAUGCCUGAGGGUACCUUCCUGGUACGGGACAGUACCCACCCCAGCUACCUGUUCACACUCUCCGUCAAGACCAACCGGGGUCCCACCAAUGUGCGCAUUGAAUAUGCCGACAGCAAGUUCCGGCUCGACUCAAACUGCCUUUCCAAACCCCGCAUCCUGGCCUUCCCAGAUGUGGUCAGCCUUAUCCAGCACUAUGUCAUGUCCUGCACAGUGGAGAACAAGAAUGAGGCCCCUUACACACCGCCCUCGCCCCUGUCCUCCAUGCAAAAAGAGAUGGUGGCUGCGGCAGUGCACUUGAAGCUGAUACGGCCACUCAGCCGCAAGGAUAGUGUCCCCAGCCUACAGCACCUGUGCCGGCUACAGAUCAACAAGUCGACAGAGGAGGUGGACCAGCUGCCCCUGCCCAGGAGGAUGGGGGACUAUUUGAAGCAAUAUCCCUUCCAGCUCUGAGUUGCAGCCGACUGGCCUCAGACCAACAGACUAGAAUCUUGAUGUCUUUUUGUCUCGCUGAAGCAUGGCAUCAAGGGGGUACAGUAAAGACAUGGUCAUCAGCAGUGAUUGCAUCCACUUUUCCUCUCCCCUCCUCCAAUUCCAUGUCUACACCAGGGAGGGGCUGGUUGUACCUGUGAACUGUGGGACACAAUCUGACUUCCGAGCCGCAGAGGCUUGAAGGAAAUGCUCUUGACACGUGCACACUACUUGAAUUUUAGAGCUGCGUGACGUUAGGAGUAUUACCAGUGUUUUCAUCACUAUUUAUUUCCUUGGUAGCCUCUCUCCUGAUAUUUUAAAACACCUUUUAGUCCA
Messenger RNA from Terrapene triunguis (Three-toed box turtle), 1165 nucleotides. RefSeq names its product cytokine inducible SH2 containing protein (gene CISH). Gene Ontology annotation, biological process: phosphatidylinositol phosphate biosynthetic process; intracellular signal transduction. Lineage: Eukaryota; Metazoa; Chordata; Testudines; Emydidae. The record is from RefSeq and is a predicted model, not a curated record. Gene Ontology annotation, molecular function: 1-phosphatidylinositol-3-kinase regulator activity. Gene Ontology annotation, cellular component: phosphatidylinositol 3-kinase complex. The coding region runs from base 35 to 811 and encodes 258 amino acids. The transcript has 3 exons.